AUGAUUCUUGGUGUCGGCGACGGCACCUUCGCCAUUCUGUUCGUGACUGUUUUUGGAAUUAUCGUCGCGUCCGUGGGGGCCUACUUGCAGCCUCGCUGGGCGCUGCCCAUCGGCGUUGCCUGCCUUGCGCUGCCGUUUCUCGUGUACGGGUGCAUUAUCUCCGCCCCGCGCGAGCACCCGCCUUCCGUGUUGCCCGCGACGCCGUACAGCAGAGAGCGGCAGUUUUCGGUGAAUGCGGUUGUGGUGGAUCACUUCUUCCCCAUCCGUGUUGGGGCGAUGAUUCUGCUGCUGCUUGCGCUCCUGGCGGCGGCGGUGUACAACGUCAUGCUGGUCGUCCGGGAGCCGCCGUACAAGGCGCCAAAGGUGCGGUGCCUGCGGGAGCGGCUGGAGGAGCUGCACCCGACGUGGUACAGAUGA
Molecule: messenger RNA, 417 nt
Organism: Trypanosoma conorhini
Lineage: Eukaryota; Euglenozoa; Kinetoplastea; Trypanosomatida; Trypanosomatidae
Exons: 1
Coding region: 1-417 (138 amino acids)
Source: RefSeq, a predicted model, not a curated record